UUCUCGCUGCUCUGAAUCCUCUGAUUGCUGGUGGAGUCAACCAAUGGCGCGUUCGUCCUCCCCUCUUUAAAAUCGGCACGACAGAGCACAAGCCACGCUCUCUCCCUCCCUGUUGCUGCGGGGAAGAAGGAAGGAGGGAAGAAGUGGUGAGCAGGGCCCUGGGAAGUUCUGCAACUCCUCUGCAGAUGAUGAAGAGGAAGACGAGUGGGUCGUCGUGUUGAUGAUGAUGAUGCACGGGCACGGAGGUGGGAGGGUAGGGGCAGCAGGGAAGGAAGUCGUCAACCUCUUGUGGGUCAACCCGGAGGGCGGCAGCGGCGAGCGGGAUGGCGUCCGGGAUGACUCGACGGACGGCGGCCUCGAUAUGGGGUUCGGCAGAGGAACGCAGCAACAGCUCGGCCUCGACGAAUUCAGGAUCGAUGAUAGGUGGCUCGUGGAGCCGAGCAUGCUCUACUUAGGCCCCAAGAUCGGCAAGGGCGGUCAUGCCAAGGUCUACCAGGGCCUGUACAAGAAGGCUAUCGUGGCGGUGAAGAUAAUACAGCCGGGGGGGGCGGCGGCAGAAUUGGCGAGGAGGAGGGAGCGGUUCUUGCGGGAGAUUUCGAUGCUUUCCCGGGUCCAGCAUGAUAACUUAGUGACUUUUAUAGGUGCUUGCAUUGAGAACAAUAUGGUGAUCGUGACAGAGCUUUUACCUGGCGGUUCUCUUCGGAAAUAUUUGACAUCCUUGCGGCCGGGGCGCUUGGAUUUACGUCUUGCAAUCAGUUUUGCUUUGGACAUUGCUCGGGCAAUGGAAUGCUUGCACGCAAAUGGAAUUAUCCACCGUGACCUGAAGCCUGAUAAUCUGCUUCUGACCGAGGACUGUAAGAAGGUCAAACUGGCUGACUUUGGAUUAGCGAGAGAGGAGACAUUGACCGAAAUGAUGACGGCAGAAACUGGCACAUAUCGAUGGAUGGCUCCUGAGCUUUAUAGCACCGUCACGCUUCGUCGAGGGGACAAGAAGCACUAUAAUAACAAGGUUGAUGUAUAUAGUUUUUCUAUCGUUUUGUGGGAAUUGAUAACCAACCGCUUACCUUUUGAAGGUAUGUCCAAUCUUCAGGCUGCUUAUGCUGCGGCGUUUAAGAAAGUGCGACCCGAUAUAGGAAAUAUCCCAAAAGAACUUGUUCCUGUCCUGGAGUGCUGUUGGGCAGAAGAUCCGAACAGUCGCCCAGGGUUUCAGCAAGUCAUUGGCAUGCUAUCUGACUUCCGCACAUCUCUUUGUCCUCUCGAGACCACGCCGCCCCCCACCAUAGUAAUUGGAGGGAGCAGUUAUGUGCCAACGGAUUCCCCCGGUACACGCCAUUUGAUGGAUAAAUCACAAGAGAAUGACAGUACUGUGAUGAAUCCAGAGAAGUCCUCCCCAUCUUUUGGGUGCUUCCAUGAGUGCUUUCCUUAGCAAGCAGAGGGGCCUUCUUAAGGAAGAUUUCCAAAAAACUUCUGCUACACAGCCAGUCCUUUGCCUGGACGAACAGAUUGAAGAGCCAUAAAGAAUACAGUUCCACGGUGACCGAGGCAGAAACUGGCAGGCAGGUGUUGCAGAACAAGGUCCAAAGAACCAUCCUGCAAUGUACAGAGAUGAAAUACCGGGAAAAAAAUUCUUUUGG
Molecule: messenger RNA, 1634 nt
Organism: Nymphaea colorata (pocket water lily)
Lineage: Eukaryota; Viridiplantae; Streptophyta; Magnoliopsida; Nymphaeales; Nymphaeaceae
Product: serine/threonine-protein kinase STY13-like
Exons: 6
Coding region: 221-1426 (401 amino acids)
Biological process (GO): protein phosphorylation
Molecular function (GO): ATP binding; protein kinase activity
Source: RefSeq, a predicted model, not a curated record